UCUGUUUUGUGCCAAAUUAAAAACAAACCAGGUAAUCAUGGCGGAAGAGACUGUAGUUCUUAUUUUAUUGGUGAUAGUGAUGCUCGUUGGCUCUUAUCUGGCUGGAAGCAUACCAAUGCUGAUGAAAUUAAGCGAGGAGAAGUUGAAGUGUGUCACUGUGCUUGGCGCUGGUUUAUUGGUGGGUACUGCUUUAGCUGUAAUUAUACCAGAAGGUAUUCGUUCAUUGUAUAUGGAUAGUGAACGAACGACAGAGUUGACGCCAGGUCCUAAACCUCAAGACUACUCGCAAACUAUAGGACUUUCCCUCGUGCUUGGUUUUGUCUUCAUGAUGCUGGUUGACGUUUCUCAACGGAGGAGCAAUAUCGGUAGUGACGAGAAAAAUACUGCCACACUCACGCUUGGCUUAGUGGUACAUGCUGCAGCUGAUGGAAUUGCGUUAGGGGCUGCUGCAACAACGAGUCAUCAGGACGUUGAAAUAAUAGUUUUUCUCGCCAUUAUGUUACACAAGGCACCUGCAGCAUUUGGAUUGGUUAGCUUUUUGUUGCAUGAGAAAGUCGAGCGACAACAAAUUCGUAGACAUUUGGCACUUUUUUCCUUAUCAGCUCCACUACUGACGAUUUUAACGUAUUUCGGGAUUGGUCAGGAGCAAAAGGAGACUUUGAAUUCAGUGAAUGCUACUGGGAUAGCUAUGCUAUUUUCAGCCGGAACUUUUUUGUAUGUUGCCACUGUGCAUGUUCUCCCAGAGCUUACACAAGGUGGGCAUCAUCAUCAUAAAGGUACCGCUUCCCCUCAGUAUGAGUAUCGGGUAUUAGAGGAAUCUCGAGAUGUCGGCACUAUUGACAUGAACGGUAUUGCUGCCGCGAGUAACUCUCAGAGUCAUAGUAUACAGGCUUUACGAUACAGUGAGCUAGUAAUUAUGAUAUGUGGUGCGCUGCUACCGCUUAUCAUAACAUUUGGACAUAAGCAUUAGAAUAAGCAUACGUACACUGUCGUACAUUCCUGUCGUUCGCGCGUUAGUGUAUAGAAUCUAUGGGCUUACAUGCAAUUCAAUAAAUUUCACUUGUUGCCCAUAGUUGGGCACAGUUAAUACAGUUCAAAAAAGAUGAUAUAUACUGUAACGUUUGUAAUUUCAAAGAUUAAUAAAUAUGAAUUUUCAGUACAUGUAUUUCAAGUACUGUAAAAGUGGCA
This is a messenger RNA of Drosophila persimilis, 1188 nucleotides long. It is a transcript of the gene Zip102B, whose product is annotated as zinc transporter ZIP9-B. Gene Ontology annotation, cellular component: membrane. The transcript has 3 exons. Gene Ontology annotation, molecular function: metal ion transmembrane transporter activity. The record is from RefSeq and is a predicted model, not a curated record. Bases 38 to 970 code for a protein of 310 amino acids. Gene Ontology annotation, biological process: zinc ion transport; transmembrane transport. Lineage: Eukaryota; Metazoa; Arthropoda; Insecta; Diptera; Drosophilidae.